AUGGCGACAACCAGUGCGACAAAAGCGGGGUCAGUUCGCAGCCCGGCACCAGGGCUCGAUAUCUUCAGAACUCCAGAGAAUGCAACUUUCUAUUCCGCAAACCUGUACCAGACUCUCGACAAAAGCAACCAGGAGAUUCGACUUAUCGAACUUUCUACACAAACUGGCAGUGACGGUAUACUUGAGUGCAAGUUACUGCCUGCUGUGUUGUUAGCCGACACUCGGAAACAGUAUCUGGCUUUAUCAUAUUGCGCAGGAGACCCAACAGACAAAAAGGAAAUCAAGGUGAAUGGGGUACCAUGUAACGUAUUUGAAAAUCUGCACCACGCGUUAGUUCUUGCUCGUCGUUAUUGGAUUCAAUCGCCUGAACAAGGGCCACUUCGACUCUGGAUCGACCAGCUAUGCAUCAAUCAGCAGGAUUUAAGUGAGAGGUCACACCAAGUUGGCUUCAUGAGAGAGAUUUACCAGUCUGCAGAACGUACAUUGGCUUGCUUAUCAUCAAGAGAGGCUAGUGGCGAGGGACUGAAAUGGCUCAAUGACCUAUGCGAUGCUAUGUCUUUUGAAGAAGACUAUCGGCCAUUCCAAUCCAGCAGCGAAUACGGAUUCGCUAAUGAAGGGAGCGAUGGAUCAGAAGAGAUACCCUUUGAAAAGGAUGGACUGUUUGAGACCGAAAGUGACCGUCUUUCAAGUUACAGACUCGAGUGGACCUUCGUUCGUGACUAUCUCUGGGACAACAUACACAAUGUGAGGUUUGUAAAUGGGUGGAUUGAAUUUUACGACGUACUGAGGAGCCAAUGGUGGAACCGAGCUUGGAUCUGCCAGGAGUUCUUGGUCUCCAGUUACGUCACCUUCAUGUUCGGUAACUAUUUCGUCUCAUGGGGGCAGUGCUGGAGAGUUAUACUCGGAUUUUGCGGGAUACACAAGCACGACCUGAUGAAGCGGGAACGAUUCCUAGAGUUUACAAAACACACACGAGGCUGUCUCGGAGAUAUCCAACUUUGCCACAUUCUCAACAACGUCAACAAAAAAGACCUUGGUCAAAUCGAGCAUGUGGGGACGGCCCUGGAAAUGAAGCUUCGGUGGCGAGGUGGCUUAGACAUUAAGGCACUUUUAUCACACUCUCGAUCUUGUAGAUCUUCUGAUGAUCGGGAUCGAGUAUACGCUAUGCUUGGCUUAGCCUCACAAGGAUACCAGAUCUUUCCCGACUAUUCACGAGACAUGACCGCAGCAAAGGUCAUGAUUAUAACUACCAAAGCAAUCAUCGACAAGGAGGAUAGCCUGAAUAUCCUUAUGAAAGCUGCUACGUUGGUUCAAUUUAGGGAUCCCAACUUCCCUUCGUGGGUCGUCGACUGGACUAGUACCGAAGCGUUGGAUGUUGAAGGUAACUCAUUCAAUCUAUUCCGGGGUUUGAGUUGGGUGUCCCACGAAUCUCCACAGCAUGCUUUUGAAACCAUCACAAGCGAGUUUGAACAGACACAAAUACACAUCCUAAGGAUUUACGGGACAUUCAUCACAAAGAUAGAGUCGAAGAGGACAGCGAAAUGGCCCCUUGCGAAUUUCUGGGGCUGCCGGUGUUGGGAAGGUAGCGCUCUUGUUUCCAUUGCCGAUGGAGAUGAAGUGUGGACCUUACACGGGUUGAGAGUGCCGAUGGUUCUGCGGCCAUUUCUUAAUGGCUAUAAGGUCAUUAGCUGUGCCUUUUUCGACGAGCAGUCUAGUUCGCCUUUUAAUACAGUGGUAUUCCCUGAACAGAUUAGGGCGCGUUUAAUAUUGUACUAG
Molecule: messenger RNA, 1776 nt
Organism: Fusarium proliferatum ET1
Lineage: Eukaryota; Fungi; Ascomycota; Sordariomycetes; Hypocreales; Nectriaceae
Exons: 1
Coding region: 1-1776 (591 amino acids)
Source: RefSeq, a predicted model, not a curated record